AUGGAGCAGAUCGUCCCUCUCUUGCACGAACCAUGCUUAGACAACGUUGCUGAGAACUACCCUAACCCUUUACCCAGCGAACCAUCCUUACCAAUACCUCGACAACUAGAACCUAGUCGGUGGAAAUGGACCCAACUCAAUCACCUGCUGAGAAGCCUCCUCGGCGGCCUCUUACCGACCUACAUGCACGGCGGGGCGACGACCGGCGAAAAGGAUCCCCAUCCGACGGCCUACCUUGACGCCCUGCGCGGCUACGCGGCUCUGAUCGUUUUCUUCUACCACUCGUACCCACUCCCCAGCUUAUGGGUGUUCCAGAAUGUGUUCUUCUUCCGCGUCCUCUUCCGCGGCGGCCCCGGCAUGGUGGCCAUUUUCUUUGUCAUCUCCGGAUACGUGCUGAGCUACCGCAUGCUCGUCAUGAUACACAACAGAGAUACCGCCAAGUUGCUGGAUUGUCUUGCCUCGUCGACGUUCCGGAGAUGGCUCAGGUUAUACGGCAGCACGGGCGUCGCGACGUUCGUAGCAAUGGCAAUUACCUAUCUGGGGUGGUUUGGGCCACACGCUACAGAGAGAAAAGACACACUUCAUGAGCAGCUAUGGGACUGGUUCAAUGACUGGCUAUACUCGAGCGACCCGUUUGCGCACCUCCAAGGUUGGAUCCAUGGGGGCGCUUUCGGAUCCAGAUACUUGUACCAGAUGUGGACCAUCCCCGUGGAAUACCGAGGCAGCAUGGUGGUGUUGGUGUUUUGCGCUGCGUCGUGCAAACUAUCGACCCGGUCGAGGUGGAUCGCUUUGUGGGUGGUGGUCCUCCUGGCGUAUUACUGGCGGGCGGUGUAUGUUGCGGAAUUCCUCGCGGGCACGUUCAUCGCGGACCUGGCGCUGCUUCCACGUCCCGAGCGCGUGGGUAGGUUGUUGCCCCAAGCUGAAACAAGCGAGAAGCAGCCGCCAUCAGGUGGGUGGCCGGGCCACGGCUUAGCAGGCAAACUCGGGUGCAUCGUCAUGUGUACGGUCGGGCUCUUCUUGCUCAGCCAGCCCGACGAUCCCGACACCAACCCUGCGAUUCCCUUUCCCUGGCCGUAUUUGCUUCGACUUGUGCCCUCAUGGUACGGCGAGGCUAUGUACACUUUCUGGGUCAGCAUCGGAGCCGUCCUGCUCAUCUUCGCGCUGGAUAACUACCCCGCGUUGCAAGUCCCCUUCCGUUGGAGUUUCUCUCAAUACUUGGGCGAUCUCUCCUUUGGGAUCUACUGCAUGCACAUCAUUGUGUUGGAGGGUCUUUUCAAGCCGAUCCUGAACCCUUGGCGUGAGAAGACCCUGGGGGAGGGAUAUCUUGCCUGUUUUGCGAUCGAGGCGGUCGGCACGAUAUGCGUGCUUUGGAUGGCCGACCAUUUCACGCGGUUGGACAAACUGGUCGUCCGGUUUGGGAGGUGGCUACAGAGAAGGACAUUCCAGGAGUGGUAA
Messenger RNA from Cladophialophora yegresii CBS 114405, 1455 nucleotides. RefSeq lists its product as uncharacterized. The transcript has a single exon. The coding region runs from base 1 to 1455 and encodes 484 amino acids. The record is from RefSeq and is a predicted model, not a curated record. Gene Ontology annotation, molecular function: acyltransferase activity, transferring groups other than amino-acyl groups. NCBI's taxonomy places the organism in Eukaryota, Fungi, Ascomycota, Eurotiomycetes, Chaetothyriales, Herpotrichiellaceae. Gene Ontology annotation, biological process: polysaccharide biosynthetic process. Gene Ontology annotation, cellular component: membrane.